AUGACUGAAAUAGGCAGGACUGAUCGAUUUAAUUCAGCCCAUCUAUCUCAUUAUGACUCCUGCAAUGAAAGGACAUACGGCACGGACCCUGACAGUACGCGGGGGCCUGCCUUACAGAGCCCUGGUGGCCGUACAGAUCUGGACCCCACGUCCAAUUGGCUUCUCCUUGGCAGCAAUGAUGGCAAACCCUAUAAAGGAAAAGGAGAGAAGCAGAAAAACACAACAAGGGUAAAAAUUAAGGCUUCUUCUCUAAAUCAGAUUCAUCCAAAGAAAGUUCAUAGAAGUGAGAUUUGCAGAGCCGGGUCCUUUUGUGCAGGCAUCCUGCUCUCUCUGCCCUGUGCCGGGAGCCGCGGAGCGCGGUCGUAUUUACACUGGCCAGCCCCCCGCUGCUCAGACCCCGGCCGGCAGACAGGCCAUCCAUCAUCCGCCCUCCUCCCGCCGAGCGCCGCCGCAGCGGCCAAUCCGGCGGCAGGUGGGGCGCACCUGCGGGACGGCCCGCCGCUCCCCGCCGCUCCCUUCCGUGCGCUGCGCCGGCUGGCGGUGCCCUUGCAGCCCCUGCGUUCUCCAAGGCCAGAACCCGGCAGGGCCCUGUGGAUUGGCUCCUCCCCCACCUUCUCACAGCUCAUGCUCAUUCUUCUGGCGGACUGUUUGUCUGCAUCUUGACAGGUGGUAAGAGCUGUUGUUAAUGCUGUAACAGGAAACACAAGUGAGAGAGAGAUGAUGUGAGGAAACCUGGAGUCCCAGUUGGACAAUGACUGACUCACAUACCAUCCACACCACACCAGGACACCCACCUCCCGUGAAAAGA
This is a messenger RNA of Mustela lutreola (European mink), 808 nucleotides long. RefSeq lists its product as uncharacterized. The record is from RefSeq and is a predicted model, not a curated record. The transcript has 4 exons. The coding region runs from base 1 to 663 and encodes 220 amino acids. NCBI's taxonomy places the organism in Eukaryota, Metazoa, Chordata, Mammalia, Carnivora, Mustelidae.